Adineta ricciae is the source of this 1142-nucleotide messenger RNA. The record is from the annotation of a GenBank genome assembly. Lineage: Eukaryota; Metazoa; Rotifera; Eurotatoria; Adinetida; Adinetidae.
AUGAGAGUCGAAAUUAUUUUAUUCGUUUUACUUUCCAUCGAUCAAAGUCUCGCCUCCGAAUGGACUUGUACAACUCAUAAAAACUCUCUCAAUCGAAUUCUUCUACCGAAUGAUCGAAUUCCCGAACAGUGUACAAUUACAGUUGAAUAUCAAAACCAUCAACAAGAAAAACAAGUUUGUAUUGCACACACGCUGAUAAUCACAAGUUUGCCACCGCCAUCCUUAUCAUCAAACUAUACAAUGCAAACAUUCAAACUCAAUUCAUGUCAACUGUCUACCCUUGCUCAAUUACCAUUCUCAUUACCGUCAUCAGUUGAAAGACUUGAUCUAAGUUCUAAUUCGUUAUCGACAUUUCUUCUAGCAUUUCCAUUACCGUCAAAUCUGAAAUAUCUUGAUCUUGAUAAUAAUCCAGAUUUGAUUGAGAUUAAUUUCGGUAAUCAUCGUGUUCAACAACAUCUUAUCGGCCUUAGUCUACGACACAAUAAACGAAUUCAACUUUCGUCUUUACCGCCUCAUUUAACUUAUCUUGAUCUAACCGAUUGUGACAUCUUACAAUCGUCGAUUUUACCAUUGCUGAUCUCAUUGACUAAAUUGACUCAUUUAUCAUUAGCAAACAAUCAACUUGAAAGUUUACCUUUAAUUAUUAAUGAAAAUAUUCAACUUGAGUAUCUCAAUGUAUCCAACAAUCGCUUGACGUUUAUCGAAGACCGAUGGUUGCAUCAACAAUUGCGCGUACUCGAUCUCAGGUCUAAUCAGAUUCAAUCACUUGAAUUUCUUCAAAAUAAAUUCAAAAUCACGCCAACGCUCAAUCAAACAUCAAUAUAUACUGAUGAAAAUCAAGUAAGAGUAAUCAGAUUUCUUUUUUUUUUUGACUUAUGAAACCGACUAGGAAAACGUACAUGCUGACUUCUUUCCAUCUAAGUGCUAUCAAAUGAUGUAAUUUGAUCUGAAAAUAUAUGAAGUACAUUUGCAUACAGGAAGUUCGGACGUCCUCUGGGUGUAAAUACAAUUUCUUGCUAGACGCGAACCACUGUGCACUAAUGACAGAGGACGCAAAAAAGAAACUUUCGUUAAUUCAAUGAAAACAACUUGUUUUGUAGGUCUCGACAAAUCAUACACUUGAACUUUUUCUAUCGGGCAAC